AUGGCAGCCAGUGAGAUGACUAUGGGAAUAAUCUUCAUAUCACAGACUUCAGCUGGAGUUCUGGGCAAUUUCUGUCUCCUCUUCCAGUAUUUGUUCCUUUACAUCACAGGGAACAGGUUAAGGUCCACAGACGUGAUUGUGAUGCACUUGAUAGUAGCCAACUUCUCAACUCUCCUGUGUAAAGGAGUACCCCAGGCAAUGACAGCGCUGGGCAUGGAAGUUUUUCUUGGUGAUGUUGGGUGCAAACUCCUUUUCUAUCUCCACAGAGUGGGAAGAAGUGUGUCCAUGGGCACUACCUGCCUGUUGACUGUGAUCCAGGCCAUCACCAUCAGCCCUGCUGGACUCAGGUGGGCAAAGUUUAGAGCCAAAGCUCUCAGGUACAUUGGCUGCUCUGUAAACCUGACCUGGGCCCUUUCCAUCCUUGUAAAUGUAAUGUUUCCUAUGCACAUCUUUGGAAAACUGACCAAGGCAAACAACACACAUUUUAGAGAUUUUGGGUAUUGUCUUUCAGUUCGUCAUGCAAAAGAGUUCAAUAUACUAUAUGUAAUGUUUGGGUCAAUACCCGAUGUGUUAGGCAUGGCAUUAAUGCUGUUGUCCAGCAGCUUCAUGGUCUUGGUCUUGUACAGACACACACAGAGAAUGAGCCGUGUGCACAGAACAAAGGUGUCCCCAACAUCCUGUGCUUAUUCCAAGGCUACCAAAACCAUUCUUCAUUUGAAUAAUUUCACGUGCAUCAUAGAUUGCAAGAGUCUUCCUAAACUCUCCAGUGCUCUCAGUGCAGAUGAUAGCAAUGGGUUUGGGGACAUGAUGAAGUUGUUAAAGGUGUUUGCUUGCAAAACUUUCUGA
Molecule: messenger RNA, 846 nt
Organism: Jaculus jaculus (lesser Egyptian jerboa)
Lineage: Eukaryota; Metazoa; Chordata; Mammalia; Rodentia; Dipodidae
Product: vomeronasal type-1 receptor 4-like
Exons: 3
Coding region: 1-846 (281 amino acids)
Biological process (GO): G protein-coupled receptor signaling pathway
Cellular component (GO): membrane
Molecular function (GO): pheromone receptor activity
Source: RefSeq, a predicted model, not a curated record